This is a messenger RNA of Phaeoacremonium minimum UCRPA7, 738 nucleotides long. RefSeq names its product putative gnat family protein. Lineage: Eukaryota; Fungi; Ascomycota; Sordariomycetes; Togniniales; Togniniaceae. Gene Ontology annotation, molecular function: acyltransferase activity, transferring groups other than amino-acyl groups. The record is from RefSeq and is a predicted model, not a curated record. The transcript has a single exon. Bases 1 to 738 code for a protein of 245 amino acids.
AUGACUGAUGUCGAUUUCACCUCGCUAUUCAAGACGGAGCGUCUCGUGUUUCGGGCCAUCGCUGAUGACGCCGCAGAUCGAGAGUUCAUUGCAGAUGGAGUCCUAGGCGAUCCUCAGUCCCUGGGAACCGGGAUUGAACAGCUCCUCCGACCACUUAACAAAAUGGCAAUUGAUGAGCUGUUGAGCUUGGUAGUCAGCAAAGUGCUCCUGGGCGUGAUGAUCUGCCUUCCUGGCGAGGAAGAAGAGGACGAAGAUGUCAAGGAUGACGAGCCACUCAGCGACGAGACAGCUUCUAAACUUGCAGAAAAGAAACGGGAGAAGGAGAAGAGGAUGAAGACCCAGCCGUGGAAGAAGCCAAAGCCCAUCCCAAUUGGGCUUCUGCUGGUCGGUUUCAACAACGCCCCAUGGGAAGCUCAUAUCAGGGACGUCACCUUCAGCAUUGGUAUUGCCGUCCCCUGGCAAAAUAAGGGGUAUGGGUUUGAGUCAUUGAAUUGGGCCUUGGACUGGACCUUCAGAGUUGCCAACAUGCACAGGGCCAGCAUUGAAGUACUGGGGUGGAAUCCUCGAGGUUAUCACCUCUACAAGAAGUUAGGAUUUGUUGAGGAGGGAAGGAUGAGGAAGAAGAUGUACUAUAAUCUGCAGUGGUAUGACAGGAUACAGUUGGGGAUGUUGAGGGAAGAAUGGGAGGUUCUGAGGGGCCUGAGAACAAGUGAGUCAUUGACGGAUAACUCCCUGUAA